AGAGAAGUAACCGUCAACAAAGAGUGGGCACAGAACUCUCAUGUACGCUGAUAGGCUGCGGUUGGUGAAACAGGCCACUGAUGUCACAAUUGUGUCAGCCAAUAAUGUCUUUUGCUUCUCUAACAGAGUGUGUUAUUUACAUUAGCAUAAGAAAGACAGUGAUAUGAGAAUUAGGAGAAAUACCUUUCAGCACACAAAUGUAAACUAGCUCCUAAGGAACAUUUAAUAGAUGGCAUGCAACGGGUAUAUAGCUUUGAAUCAGUUAUGGCUUGUAUGAUUCCAUGUCUGAUGCCCAAACUAGUGAAAGAGGCCUGUGUAACUGACAACCCCGACCUGACUGUGUUGGCUUAGAAGUAAGUCCCACAGAAUUCAAUUGGUCUUACUUUCAGGAAGCUCCCUCUGCUAGAAGAAUCCAGAUGCUGAUGCAGUUGCCGCCUCAAUUCCAACCUUCCUUUCUCUGUGGUUCUGAAGAGCAUGGAUAUAUUGCUGAUCUACUACCUCUUUGAUUUUCUGUUUGCUAUUGGGCUUGGCUUGCAGUGUGAACGAUGCAGCAGCAAAACCAGUUCCUGCACUGGGGCCCCAUAUCAUUGUCCAGAAUCUGAAAAGGCCUGCCUGAUUCUUACCACAGAGAGUGUUGUUGAGAAUGACCACUGGUUCUCCACAUACAAAGGCUGCACACAAACCAAGAACUGUCCUUCUCUUUCCAUGAGCUUCACGUUUCCUUCUCAACAUAAGCGAAGGUCAGCCAAGUGUUGCCACCAUGAUUUCUGCAAUAAGGGAGGUGUGAAAUUGGAAAAAGUAAAGAAAAAACGAAAUGGACUGAAAUGCCCAGGAUGCUUUUCAAUGGCUCUGGAAUGCCAACCCACACAGAUGGUGGACUGCCAAGGCCAGGAGCGCAAAUGUGUCUACAUGGGUGUGACUGUGGAACAUGAUGAUGAGAUCUACGUGUAUGCUAAACGUGGCUGUGGAACCAAGAAUUCCUGCAUGAAUAAAGAACGCACGUUUGGCAUUCCUGGGCUGUAUGCAGAAAUUUGGAAGAAUAUUACAUGUUCUCAAGCUGCCAAGUGAUUGAUUUAAUGAGCAAGGGGCUAGUCCCUUACAUCCUCAGAACCCUGGCAAAUAGAGCUAAAUUCUACAGAGUUCUAAUUAGCUAGAAAAAUGUGCUCAUUUUUUCUUGAUGGCUGAAUAAAAUCUUGUUGUGCUUCUUUACGACAAUGUUGCUGCGUUACUGAAUGCUUCCUUGGAAUGGUUAAUAUGCUGCCUUUCGGGACUCACCUACAGUUACUUUUUGCAAUCUGGAAAAGUCCAACAUUUUUAUGCCGAAGUGCUCUACAU
Messenger RNA from Candoia aspera, 1335 nucleotides. RefSeq names its product phospholipase A2 inhibitor and Ly6/PLAUR domain-containing protein-like. Lineage: Eukaryota; Metazoa; Chordata; Lepidosauria; Squamata; Candoiidae. Bases 475 to 1068 code for a protein of 197 amino acids. The transcript has 6 exons. The record is from RefSeq and is a predicted model, not a curated record.